Fusarium redolens is the source of this 714-nucleotide messenger RNA. RefSeq lists its product as uncharacterized. The coding region runs from base 1 to 714 and encodes 237 amino acids. The transcript has 2 exons. The record is from RefSeq and is a predicted model, not a curated record. NCBI's taxonomy places the organism in Eukaryota, Fungi, Ascomycota, Sordariomycetes, Hypocreales, Nectriaceae.
AUGGAUCUUGAAAGCACCAAGGACAAGUUUGGACCAAUCGUAGAGCAGGAGGUCACAAAGGAGAUCUUCCCGCUCAUCUCGAAAGCCCGCCGUAACAUCCUCGGCCGUUGGGCCAAGUCGGAGGACUUUGAACUCGAUUGGGAGUUACUUAAAGCUCCUAUCUUCUCGGAAGUGGAGGUGCCAGAUGAAGUGUCCCAAGAAAUCUUCAAACAUCGGCGUCAGGUCGAUCCUGGUCGUACUGAAAGGGCCAAGGGGUUAGAGGCCUUGGAAAAGGAUAUGGAACAAGCUAUCAAGGUCGUUGACAAAGACGAACCAGCCGAACGACUGAUCCCAUUUCUCAAGACCCAUUGGCGGAUGAGAGAUGGUGAGAUCGAAGACUGGAAGUACAUGGCGAACUCGGUUUGUCACACAGCGAAGGAGGCCGGUCACCCCCUUAAUACGACAGACCAAGACAAAUGGAGCAACGAUGACUGGGAUUCACUUCUGCGCCUGGCCCGUCACCGAGGUGGAAAAGCUCUGGUGGCACUUUUGAACCUGGAACGUUGCAAUCCAGACCCGACCUUUUUGGGCCGCCGGGACGGCUGGUAUAAGGCAACUCUGCCCGACCAACAGUACGAAGAAUGGAGCGACCAGUUCCCCUUCGGAGAGGAACCUCAGUCCGACGAGGAUGAUUCGGAAUCUAGUGAGGAGGAAUCUGAGUCCGACGAAGAGUGA